GCACUUGUUGAGCAAGCCCAUAAGGAUAUAGAAAUGAAAGAUGAGAGCAUCUUCAAACUCACUAAAGAGGUUGUGGAAUUAAAGCUAUUACGAGAAGAAGUAGAUGGAAGUCCUUCAAAAUCUUCAAGGAAUCCUGAGGAUUCUCCUGUUUGUAGGGUCACAACCCAUCUGGAAAAUGAAUGUGGUAAUUCAACCUCAUUAUCAGACUCUGGUCAUUUUGAUGAUGUGCUGUCUGUGACUUCUCCUCAGUCUAACCAUAGCCCUGGUCCAAGGCAGCUUGCACUGACACCUGAGUCUGAACGACAAGCAGAAAUUUACCAACGCAAAAUUGAUGACGUCAACCGUAAACAUGGGGAAAAGAGUGUUGAGGAUAGGAAAAGCCUUGUAGAUAUGUAUGAAAAGAAAAUGGAGGAAAUGUCAAGAAAAGCUAGUGAAAACUUGAAGCUAGAAAAAAAUGAACUCAUUGAAAUGUAUGAAAAACGCAUUGAAGAUAUUGUCAGAAGACAUCAGGAUAAACUUAAGGAAGAGAGAACUUUAGCCCAAGAUUCAUUCAACAAAAAGAUGGAGGAUGCCAAUACAAGAUUCAGUGAUUUACAACAAGAGUUAUUUCAAUGCAGAGAGAAUGCAGUACUCCUCGAGGAAGAUGUUGAAAAUCUUCGGAAGAAAAUUUUGACACAAGAGCAUCAACUUUCAGAGAAACGAAUAGCCCUGGUUCAAACAGCUCAGCUUGAAUCAGAGUUGCAAGUUCUACGUAGACAUGUGGAGGGACAGCAAGAAUUCUCUGAGCAGACCUCGCAGCUUCACGGUGAAUUAGCCGAAGUCGUAAGCCAACUAAAGGAGAUGGAAAUCAGAUAUAAGAAGCUUGAAUGUGAAAAAAAUGAAACUGAGGCCAAAUUUGAGGCUAUGCUCCAAGAAGCCCACGAGCAAAAAUCUCAUCUGGAAGGUGAACGCUCCACCAUGCUGCAAGGUCUCCAAGAAAUGGAAAAGAAAAUUGAGCUUUUGGAACAGGAAAAAUCAUCCUGUAUUGAGGACUUGCAAAAGUUAGUUGAGGUAAAGUGUAAGGCUGAAAAAGAAUUUAUUGAGGUAUCAAAAGAACUAAAAUAUUUUGAGGAGACAAAAAAGAAACUUGAGAGUGAGAAAACAAAACUAGAGGAUCUUUACAAAGAAGAGAAGAAAACAGUACAGCAUUUAAAAUUACAAUUGGAGAGUAAAUCAGAUCAGUUGCAGCAUUUUAUCAGUGAGGAAAGUCAAAAGAAAAGAGAUUUAGAAGACCAAACUGCAGAAAUCAUUGUCAUGAAAGAAGAAGAAUGCAAGCAUGCCACAGACUUAAUGUCGAAACUUGAAAGGGAACUUACCAGUGUAAGAGGAAGUCUCAGUGAGCAACUUCAAAACAAAAUUGAACUUGAAAAUUGGAAGUUGAAUGCACAAGAAGAAAUCAAAAACCAUCUUCAAAUAAUCCAAGAUUUAUCAGAAAACUCUGAAUAUCUGAAAAGAGAAAUUAUUGAACUUAAAACAAGUUUAGAUGAGAGAUGUAAAAGUCAAGAAAUGCAAGAUGGCAUCAUUGACGAUUUGACUGAAAAAUUAAAUAAUUCUGUAGCUCAAUUAAAUAAAAAACAAAAUGAUGUACAACAAUUGACGGAUUGUAUUGCCAACCAUGUGAAAGAACUUAAAACAGUUUCAGAGUUGCUAGAAAUAGAAAAAAAUAAAAAUUCUGAAUUACUGCCAUGGAAAACAGUAGCUGAAAAGAUGGAAACAGACAUAACAUGGCUGAAACAAAAUUUAGAUGAGAAAAUACAGCAACUUCAUUAUUUUUCUGAUAUUGAAAGUGAAAUGAGUGAACUCAAAAGAAGUCUUCUUCUAAAGGAGAAGGAGGUUGAAGAACUAAUUAUGUGGAAAUCUAAAGCCCUUAAUCUAGAAGAAGAGUUAAAAUCCAUGAAAGAUGGUAUGGCUACAUCCAUGCACAAAAUGCAUCUUGUAAAUGCGAUCUCAGAAGACAUCCAAAGUGAAGCAACUAGUGAGUUACCAAGUCAACUGUUACCUCAACAAAACCAGUUGAAUUUAAAAAAUUCUGUGAUUCCAUGUGUUCCUUAUGAAGCACAGCAACAUGUAUUAGAACUCGAAGCUGAAAUUCAAAAGCUGCGGGAAAGUUUAGAUCAGUCCUACUGGAGUCAGUCUGAAAAAGAAAUGUUAAACUUGGGUAUGGAAAAGACAGUAGCAGACCAGAAUUUGAAGCUCCAGAGACUAGAGAAUGAAGUUGUUAUGCUUAACCAAUGUAUUGCUAGACUUCAGGAGGAAAAAGAUAACCCAAUGACUCACAUAGAUCAACAUUUGCUGAAUGCAACCCCUCCAGAAAAUAAGAUUAGUCUAGAUCUGGAUCAGGAAGAAUUAGAGAUAUUACCAGGAGUUUUAGGCCAAAACGAUGUGCAAGAUGACAGUCUUCACAAUAUAAAUGGAACAGAAAAUGCAGAGCUGAUUGUUUCAGAGUUAAAGUCUGAAAUUGAAUCUUUAAGAAAGGCUCUUGCUGAUCAAGAAGAGAGACAUACCGAAAUGAACUUAAAGAUGUACUUGAAAGGGCAAGAGGCAGCCAAAUUUGAGAGGAAAGAUCAGCUUCUUGAAAUGGCCGUGCAAUCACCAGAGAAGGUAUCCAUUCCAGAACUUGUCUCACAAUUGGCUGAGACAGAAAAAGAACUGGAAAAAGUGAAGGAUAACCAGCUUGAGAACAUGCCUAAAAGCAGUCCGAGCUUGCUCAGCGCAAGCGAGGCUGUAUGCCUUUACCUUCUUGGUUCUUUCAAGGCAAUGUAUAGACAACUAGCAGAGGGACAAGCCAACAACAGCAGCAGCCCAGAAGCAACACUAUUAUUCCUCAAGUCAGCUGUCUACUACUUUUUAACUGAUGAAGCCAAUUGUCAAGGGCACCUACAUGCCAUUCAAAGUAUUUUGGGGUUCACUGAGGCAGAGAAACAGUCUAUUGAUAUGUUGACUUAUAUUCGCCGGUGAUCAGAUUUAUAGUUCAAAUUUGUUCAGCUUAGCUUUUAAGCAUGUAAGGGAAGUGAUGGGUCAAGUUUUAAUGGAUUUGUAUCUGAAUGGCUUUAAGCUUCCUGAUAGGUUAUUAGCACUGCUCCAACUGCAAAGCACUGCUAUUCAAGUGCACAUUUAUCUUUGUAAUUAUGCAAUGGAGGACUGACAGUACUUGUUGAAAUUUUGGAAAAGAAAGUUACCAGCUGUUAAGUUUUAUAUGUCAUGUUUUAAAUGUAAUAAAGUGCCUGAUUAUAGGUGAUAUUUUUAAUUAAAAGAAGUGAAUGGAUUUUAGAAA
This is a messenger RNA of Frankliniella occidentalis (western flower thrips), 3313 nucleotides long. Its product is annotated as myosin-2 heavy chain-like. The record is from RefSeq and is a predicted model, not a curated record. NCBI's taxonomy places the organism in Eukaryota, Metazoa, Arthropoda, Insecta, Thysanoptera, Thripidae.